AUGCCCAUUUUAAGUCCCUUCCCUGGAAACAAACACCCUCUUCCAUUUUCGAAACGCGGCAAAGAUCUUCGCCAGCCUUUAAUUUGCGCCUGCCCAGAAGAACAUAUAUCCGCACAUCGUGCCGUGCUGGCUAACAAGCAUUCCUUAGCUCUCCGGUCAAGCACCACGCACGCGCAUCACCUGGCUCAGGGCUCCUGCUGGCUUGCUCCCGGCCGAGCGCUCAGGAGGGAGGAGGCGAUGGCGGCCGUGUUGGACGCGUGGCGCAGCAAGAGGGCGGCCAUCACGUCGUGGUGCGUGUCGGCGCUGUGGAGCGGGCUCAGGCGAAGGCACCUGCGGACGACGUACGCCCUCGGAGCCGGUGGGCUCAAGCUCAACUACGACGCGCUCAGCUACGCCCAGAACUUCGACGACGGGAGCCGCCCCGGCGACGGCGAGUGCGAGCCCGACUUCACGGCCAGGUUCGCGCCUGCUGGAGCGCGGAGGCCGUCGAUCACUUGCUGUCGUUAGGAGAGCUAGCUCAUCGCUGUUUGUAGUUCCGGCCCGGCGUAUGUGGUGGUGGUGGUGGUAUUGUUGUUACCUUCCAAGUAUAUAUCUCUCGCGUGCCGGCGUGCGUGUGUAGUUACUCUUGGUAGUAAUCGAGGUCAUAAGUCUAUAUUGUGGCUGGAUGGGUGUACAAGUAUUUAGAAUGGAAGGAAUGAAGUAUUGUUUGCUGGA
Messenger RNA from Aegilops tauschii subsp. strangulata, 714 nucleotides. The record is from RefSeq and is a predicted model, not a curated record. NCBI's taxonomy places the organism in Eukaryota, Viridiplantae, Streptophyta, Magnoliopsida, Poales, Poaceae.